Molecule: messenger RNA, 17456 nt
Organism: Cyclopterus lumpus (lumpfish)
Lineage: Eukaryota; Metazoa; Chordata; Actinopteri; Perciformes; Cyclopteridae
Gene: kmt2cb
Product: lysine (K)-specific methyltransferase 2Cb
Exons: 61
Coding region: 775-15660 (4961 amino acids)
Biological process (GO): positive regulation of transcription by RNA polymerase II
Cellular component (GO): MLL3/4 complex; nucleus
Molecular function (GO): transcription coactivator activity; histone H3K4 methyltransferase activity; histone binding
Source: RefSeq, a predicted model, not a curated record
CUUCGGUCCCACUUAUCAUUAGAUAUGGCCACCGUUAUUGAGUACACCGAAGCGUAAUCUUCAACUUAAUUUAGUAAGAUUUCAUAAUAAUUUUGCAGUUCGGCAACCGUGGCAGGCGACAUGUUAUUUUUGGCGAGCUAAUGUUUGUUUUUACAUGUCUUUGGAGGCGGUUGUUGCUGCGUGGCAGGCUGGCUGCGAGAGUCUCCUAACUGGCCGCUUGGUCCCGCAGCUUGUCGAUGCUGAAGAAAAUAGAACCAGUUGCCAACCAAGCGGUCGGCACCCGACGUUUCGCUCUGCGCGUCGCCGUACCUUCGCAGAGGAUCCGCAUUUAAAGUUUAAUUCGCAGGGUGUUGACUCCUGCGGCCGCUUGGGUUUUGGCGUUGGUUUGUUUGUACGUUAAUGGUACACAUUGUUGGCCGUAGACUUGGGUGGCUAACGCCAACUAACGUUAGCUCCAUAACCCGAACUCGUGCGACGACAGCUGUCAUUGGAGAAAGGAAAGUGAUCCCCACAAAUGCGUGUGCAACCGAAGCGGGGUUCUGUUGGAUUUACAUCGUCCGCCUCCCCAUCAAAUGGGCAAAGUUGGGAAUAACAUUGCAACGUUGGAAUAUCAUGAUAUGCGUGAUGCAUUUGUGAGAGCUGCGGUGUUGCUUCAUUGGAGAGGCUAGCUAACUCCAUUAGCUCGCUAGCUAGCGGGGGGAUAAAAGUGCGACGUUUCAUCCCCAGUAUUUUGGAUAUGAAGAGGAUAAUUCGCUACUCCUAGGGGCUGGAAGAAUGUCAUCAGAGGAUAAGACUGUGGAACCCUCUGACCAGGGACCUUUACCGCCCUCCAGCAGUGUAGACGCCGCGUCCACAGGAAGUCCUGCCCAUGCAGACAAGCGACCCCGUGGCAGGCCGCGCAAGGAUGCUGCUGCCACCACCCUACCCCAGGCACCACCCUCGUCCACGUCUAAGAACAGAAAGAAGGGUCGCACCAGAGGGAGAGUUGUUGUGGAUGAGGAGGACAGCAUGGAUGGGACUGAGAUAACAGAGUCCACAAGCCCUCAGGACACAGAAACACCAAUCCAGCCAGUGGAAGCUGUGGAAGCUGUGGAAGUGGUGGCCACUGAGUUGCCAGAGGAGGACAAGGCCUCUUCCCCUCUGGCCCAGAGCCCUCCAGCCGAGAGUUCAGCAGAACCAUCUGUCCCAGCCAGCAGUGAAGUCAAAAGCAGUGAGCGUCUCUGUGCCUUCUGUUACUGCGGUGGCCGUAGCCUGCUGGGUCAGGGGGAGCUGCAAGUAUUCAACACCACGCCUCAGUUUGAAGCGCUCUUCAGCCACAAGGGUGGAGGAGGCUCAACGAGUGAAAGCAGCGAUGGUGAUAAAACCACUCAGCCAAAAAUGGCCGGAGAGACCACCUCAGGACAGAGGAAAAAGACGGAUGGGUCUGAAAGCUGCGAGGAAGAACCAGACCCAGCCAGUCGAUUUUGGGAUGAACUUUCUCAUGUCGGCCUUCCACAAGAUCUUAACGUCCAGUCUCUCUUUGAGUCAGGGCAAUGCUGGGCACAUCAGAGUUGUGCCUUGUGGUCCGAGGGUGUUUGUGAGGGCGAGGGACAAUCUCUGCUUAAUGUGGACAGAGCCAUUGACUCAGGGAGCACAAAGCACUGUGCAUACUGUAAGCGCCUUGGAGCAUCCGUUAAGUGCUGUGCUGAAGGAUGUGCUCAACUCUACCAUUUCCCCUGUGCGGGGGCAGCUGGGACCUUUCAGGAUAUUGGGAGUCUCUCGCUCUUUUGCCCAGAACACAUUGAACUGGCCAUUCACAAAUUUGUAGAUGAUGUAAAUUGCGCGCUAUGUGAUAGCCCAGGGGACCUACUGGACCAGCUCUUCUGCACUAGCUGUGGUCAGCAUUACCAUGGGAUGUGCCUGGACAUGGCCGUGACCCCUCUAAGGAGAGCAGGUUGGCAGUGCCCGGAGUGCAAAAUCUGCCAGACGUGCAAGAACCCAGGAGAGGACACUAAAAUGCUGGUGUGUGACAUGUGUGACAAAGGCUACCAUACCUUCUGUCUGCAACCUGCUAUAGACUCUCUUCCCACCAACGGAUGGAGAUGUAAGAGCUGCAGAGUAUGCAUCCAAUGUGGAACACGGACCAGCGGGCAAUGGCACCACACCAGCCUGCUGUGUGAGAACUGCGUCCAAAACCAGGACCCCGCUCUGUGUUGCUCUAUGUGUGCCUGCAUCCUGGACCCUGAGCAUCAUAAAGACUUACUCUUCUGCCAGACUUGUAAGAGAUGGCUACACCUGGAGUGCGAGCGUCAGAACUCAGGCCAAGCAGAAAUCCACCCCGGAGAGGACUAUGUCUGUUCCAACUGCAAGUCUCCUGCUGCAGAGCAGGCGCUACAGGCAGAGGAUAUGGACACCGGCCCAGAGCUCAGCCCUCAGCCAGCCUCCAUGCACAUAGACUCUGAGACUGGUCUACAGCUGGCUCAAAAGCACACGGACCUAGAACCUGGCACUCUGGGGCCUCCUGAAAUGCACAAUGACCCAAAACCGGAAUUACUUGCUGUUCCAUUGCACUCGGAUCCAGAGCCUGUUCAGGCUACUGUCCAGGAGGAGAAUCUGGCCUUGUCAGCCCAGAAGCCUGAAGUUUCAGUGGGAGCAGACGUUGAGAAUCAGGUCACCGAACCUCCUGUCAACAAAAUCAAACCAGAAACAAAACCAGCAGCAAGAGCCCAGCUUACAACUACCGAGAGUCCUGCGUCUUCAGCGACUCCCAGCCAGGAGUCUGAGUCUUAUCCAGCCCAGCUCUCUAUGGAGACACUACAGACACAGGAUACCACAUUACAAAUCAAACCAGCAAAGACAGAGACCUGCCCUGAACAGGGCACGGCCAACCCCAGCACAAAGGAUUUUAAGGCCAUCAUCUCAACCACCAAAGAACCAAGUACUGCAUCAGUACCUUUCACGGACCAACCAAUGGAAGUCUCACUACCCCAGCCUUCGAGUAUGGAUGUGGUCAGGUCUUCAUUCCUGGAAUCUGCUCCAGAGGAACUCAACAAGGAGAGGAUGGAGGGUAUUUUUCACAGGAACCUGGCCGAGACUGUUAAGCCCUCAGCCUCCAGUACAUCCCUGGAGAUGUACAUUACGACGGAGAGCAAGCCCAAUCUCUCAUUUCCCUGCCUGUCUUCAGAGGAGAAACCACUCAAAACAUCUGUGGAAAGGUUGACGGAAAUGGUUUCCUCUCCGUGCCACUCCUCCCCUCUGGGCCGAGGGACGUCGCCCAGGGAACUGACCCAGAUCCUACCGUCACUGGGUGACCACAGCAGUGUAAUGCCCAUCACCACCCUCAUACCACUCACCCCUAAGAUUGGAAUGGGAAAGCCAGCCAUCACCAAGAGGAAGUUUUCUCCUGGGAGGCCACGCGUGAAACAGGGUGCAUGGAGUCCCCAUAGCAGUGUAAGCUCCCCCUUGUCCUGGUCGCCAGACCAGCUAGAGGGGUGGGACGUCUCAAAGACCAGGCAGUCCUCUUGCAGCCCCGGCUGGAGCAUCAGAGUGGGUCGAGGCUCAGGCUUCCCUGGGAGGAGGAGGCCCAGAGGGGCUGGUCUGUCAGGUAGACCUGGACGCGGCAGGGCCAGAGGCAAGAACGGCGCGAGUCUCGGCAUGAACCAUGGGAUCACAACAAUAGAAACACAAUAUCCAGUCAAGGACGAGGAGGAGAAUGCCAUGCAUAACACAGUGGUCAUAUUCUCCAGCAACGACAGUUUCACACUAAAACAGGACAUGUGUGUGGUGUGUGGGAGUUUUGGCCUUGGUGCAGAGGGCCGUCUUUUGGCCUGUGCUCAAUGUGGGCAGUGCUACCAUCCAUUCUGUGUUGGCAUAAAGAUCACCAAGGUGGUGCUGAGUAAAGGUUGGCGUUGUCUGGAGUGUACAGUGUGCGAGGCCUGCGGCCAGGCCACGGAUCCUGGCCGCUUGCUACUCUGUGAUGACUGUGACAUCAGCUAUCACACCUACUGCCUGGACCCUCCAUUGCAAAACGUUCCCAAGGACAGCUGGAAAUGCAAAUGGUGUGUGUCCUGUACCCAGUGUGGUGCCACUACCCCGGGCCUAAGGUGUGAGUGGCAGAAUAAUUACACCCAAUGUGCCCCCUGUGCCAGCCUUGCAACAUGCCCCAUCUGCCUGGUGGACUACAGUGAAGGCACCGUAAUUGUGCAGUGUCGCCAAUGUGACAGGUGGUUCCAUGCCUCUUGUCAGGGUCUCCAUUCAGACGAAGAUGUAGAAAAAGCUGCAGACAGCAACUUCGACUGCACAAUGUGUCGAGCUUUCAAGACCACUAAAGUUGUGACCAAGGCAAGAGACGUCAUUGAGCCUGUACUAAUGACGCAGAUUGUCACAAAGGCUAAAGAAAUGGAUCUGUCGAGGACCUACACCCAGGAUGGUGUUUGUUUGACAGAGUCAGGGCUUUGCCAGCUCCAGAGUUUGUCUGCUACGGCGUCACGGCGCAGGAAACCUAAGCCGAAGCUGAAGCUGAAGAUCAUUAACCAGAACAGUGUGGCAGUGCUUCAGGCUCCUGUAGACCCUCUCUCAGAGCACUCUCGUGAUGAAGACGCAGAGGACAACAGAGAGGCGGAGCUCCUUGAUUGUGAGGCAAAGUCUGACUCGAGCCUGGAACGAGAGCCAGCAGAAGAAGACUCCAAGGGGGCCGACGGCGGCAAGAAGAGGAAGAGGAAACCGUACCGGCCGGGAAUCGGUGGGUUCAUGGUCCGCCAGAGGAGCCGUCCAGGUCAGGGUCCAGGCAAAGCCAAACGAGCCCUCUGCAGAAAGGAUUCCACUGGCUCCAUGUCAGAGAAUCCCUUUGUAAAAGAUGAGGGGUGGACGGAGACUCUGCCUGAUACCCCUGUGGAUGAGACGCCCCCUGGACCAGAGGUGCCAGAAAAAAUAAAGAAACGCUACCGCAAGAAGAAAACAAAACUGGAGGAAGCUUUUCCCACCUAUCUGCAGGAAGCCUUCUUUGGAAAGGACCUACUGGACAAAAGCAAGCAGAGCAGGCAGCAGGGGGUUGAAUCAGGCUUACUGGAAGACGGGCAAAGCCAAGUGAAGAGGAAGCACCUCACCACCGGCUUCCUGGACCCUUCAUCGGACCCUCUGCUCAGCGCCUCUGCAACAUCCCUUCCCACCAGACCAGUAGCAGCACAGACGUCUGAGGAACCAUUAGUUGAUCUAUCUGAUGUUCUGAACACUGAUGCAGACAUCUUGGGAAUGCUCGGAAAGCAAGGCAGUGACUCUGGUCUUGAUUUUUGCCCCUUCCAGGUUGACAGCUCACCUCCUCCUUUUGCUGGUUUUGAUAUCGGGUCCCUGGCAGACGGUUCCCCAGUGGCGCUCCACUCUCAGGCUGGCCGGAGGACUCCUCGAUCCCUCGCAGAGGAACCCCUGGAUGGCAUUCUCAGCCCAGAGUUGGACAAGAUGGUCACUGACGAAUCAAUUCUCAGCAAACUUUACAAAAUUCCAGAGCUUGAGGGCAAAGAUGUGGAGGAUCUCUUCACAGCAGUCCUUAGCCCCAGCACGAGCCAACCACCUCUACCACAGGUGCCUCACCCCCAGGGUCCAGGGCCUCUCCCUGCCACACCUGGCACUAGCAUGCCUCACCCCAACGCAGGGAAUUCCAUGUUUCCAAGGAUGCCAAUGAUCAAUGGUAUGAUGGGACCAAACCAACGCUUCCCUUCAAACCCAGGAGCAGGGCCCUGCAUCCCAGAAAAUUUCUCCCCCCUCAACCAUAUGCCUUUCACUGACAAUCCAAGGGACAGAACGUUUAAUCAGAUGCCUAGAGAGGCAGUUGGUCCAUGGCUCUCCCCUGACCAUGGCCCCAGCCCUCCAACCCCUGGACCUCUGCCUGAGGGGGAGACUGAAGCCAUGUCAAAUGCCCAAAGGAGUACACUCAAGUGGGAAAAGGAGGAGACACUUGGAGAGCUAGCCACCGUUGCACCCGUCCUAUAUACCAAUGUCAAUUUCCCCAACCUCCAAGAAGAAUACCCAGAUUGGUCUACAAGAGUAAAGCAAAUUGCAAAACUUUGGAGGAAAGCUAGUUCACAAGACAGGGCCCCAUAUGUGCAAAAGGCAAGAGAUAACCGAGCAGCCCUGCGCAUCAACAAAGUCCAGAUGUCGAAUGAGACGGUGAAGAGGCACCAUCCGCAGCAACAGCCCCCUGAGGUGUUUGAUCCCAACAUACCACUAGACACAGAACUGCUGUUUAAAGACCCUUUGAAACCAAAAGAGUCAGAGCAUGAACAAGAGUGGAAGUUUAGACAGCAAAUGAGGCAGAAAAGCAAACAGCAAGCCAAAAUUGAAGCCACUCAGAAAUUGGAGCAGGUUAAGAAUGAGCAACUCCAGCAACAACAGCAGCAGCAGACCAACAGCCAGUCAGAGGAAGAUGGCAACAACAGUGGAAACCAGAGCCCAGCCUCCCAGCCCAGCAAUGGCAGCAUGUCCCCCAUGCAGCAGCUCAAUUCUAAAGACGGCUUUGCCAGGCCGCAGCUACCAGGGACGCCCACUUCAGGUCCCCCAGAGGAUGUGUUCUUACGACCACCUCCUCCCCCGCCAUCUGGCUCUUCCUCCCAACCUCAGUCCCCACAGGUAUUCUCACCAGGUUCCUCUGGUUCCAGACCCUCUUCUCCAUGGGACCCAUAUGCCAAGAUGGUUGGGACCCCAAGACCGCCAAAUACAUGUCGCAGAAUGCCUGUGGAAUCUGGUAAAUCCCCCACGUCUUUGAUGGAGCAGCAGGACAGAGGGAGGCCCUCUCCUGCUCAUGAAUCAUUUGGCUCUCCAACAUCCAUGAGCAGUGACCCUUAUGCCAAACCACCUGACACCCCAAGGCCAACAGGGGAAAUGGACCCUUUCCUGAAGCCCAUGGGCCCCCCCAGGGCCAGUCAGGCUGCUCAGGGAAGGCCCCCAAUGGGUUCUCCUGGCAGAGACCCAUACUCGAGGCCCAUGAUAAGAAAUGAGGCCUAUCAGCGCAUGGCCCAGAACAGGAUGAUCUUGUCUGACCCCUAUUCAAGGCCUUUACUAACACCCAUCCCUGGAAGUAAUGAGUCUGGCUCAGUCCCUCUGUUCAAAACACCUAUGCCCCCUCCUCAGGCUCAGGAUCCCUUCAACCGACCAGGUCUACAUCCUUCUGACAGGUUCUCCCAGAAUCAGCAAAUGGACCCCUAUGCUCAGCCUCCACAUACUCCAAGACCAUCCGGCAAUGACAACUUCACCAGCCCUCCUAGAAUGGGCCAACAUCACCCUCAGGUGCACCCAUUUGCUCAGCCAGGACCAAUGACUCAAAUGUCUAGAAACCCCUAUGCCCAUGCACCUUCCACUCCAAGACCUGACCACUUCACAUAUGACCCCUUCGCUCAGGCCCCUGGUCCCAACAAGCCAGCUACUGACCCUUUCUCUCAGUCUACAGGCAAUCAACGAUCCAUCAAUGAUCCCGGUGCUCAACCUCGCCCAUUUUUUGAGUCCUAUGCCCGACCUCCCGGUACCCCACGUCCACAUGACAACUAUUCAAACACCCCAAACCCAUCCUUAGACCCUUACUCACAAGCGCCCUCUACUCCUCGCCCCAGUGGGAUGAACCAGUUCACACAUCAGCCGCACCCACAAAGGAUGUCACCUUCCCACUCGUUGGACCCUUAUGCUCAGCCACCAGGUACUCCACGGCCCUCUGUUGGAGAACGGUUUUCGAAGUCACCGGGCAGCCAGAGGGGGUCAAUAGAGCCAUUUACUAGUACACCUGGGACAUCUAGGCCAGGGAGCAGUGACAUGUUUUCCCAGCCUGGGGCUCCCAGACCAAUGCUUAAUGACCCCUACGCACAGCCUCCAGGGACCCCACGGCCUGGUCCUGAUGUACUCAGCAGACAAGGGCCAAGGCUAGGACUAAUGGGAAGCCAGGAUCUUUUCUCCACACCUCAAGGCAGACUUCAUGAGCCCUUCCCUCAUCCAGGCUCACAAACACCAAAACACCCUAGCAUUUCAGAAGAUGGAUUUACUCAGUCACCCUCCAGAAGACCGAUUCAGACACCUGGCCAUGACCCAUAUGAGCAAGCCCCCAUGACCCCUCGUCCACAGUCGAUAGAGAAAAUGGAAAUGAAAGAUCAGUCAUGUUUAGGGAACAAUGGAACUGGCCUUCAUGACCCAGGUCAACUGUCUAACAACCCACAAAUGUCUGGUAUUUCCUCUGAGGGUGUUGCUCUCGCUGAGAGUGAGGAAAGACUCAGACAGCGACAACGAAUUAGAGAGCUAAUCCUCAAGCAGCAGCAACAGAGGAGUGCUAUUCGACAGGAGAGGGGCCCUCAGGACCCUGCUGGCAACAUAACCCCAGGAACACCACGACCCUGGCCCCAGGAGGGCCCUGGGCAUCAGGUGGAAAUGUUCAACCGGCCUCCACCACCUUAUCCUGGACAAGGACCCAUGAGAGGGCCAAUGCGGUUUCCUGGACCGUUUCCAGGCGAUCAGCGUGUCCCUUUCCCUAAUGAGGGACAACUCCCCAGGGGCCCACAUCCUGGAGAUCCUAAUUUGAGACAUCAGGGACCAAGGUUUGCAUUUCAACCUGGGGUUCUUGGACCUCACGGGGCUCAAGAGUUCUUUCCCCGGGGGCAACACCCGAUGCAGGAUGUCCCUCCUCAAAUGCGACGGUCCAUGUCUGUCGAAAUGGCAAAGAGUAUGGGAGGUAACCCUCUGGGGCUUCCCCAGCACUUCCCAUCGCGUGGUAUGCCAGUGCAGCAGCACAACAUAAUGGGCCAGCCUUUUAUUGAGCUGCGACACAGAGCCAUAGAAAACAGGCCACGUAUGCCAUUUCCCCCUGGUGCCAUGCAAGGGCACAUGGAAUUUAAUUUGCAGGGUCAAAGACUACAAGGCUUUCAAGGAACACUUGAUUCCAGGUUUCCUUUUAAUCAGGGGCCCAGGGUGGUGGACCCCAUGGCUAGCCACACAGGCCAUGUACAGCUAUCUGCCAGCAUGGACAAUCUUCAUCAGCAUGCCCAAAUGUCAGGAAACCACGCACUCAGACAAUCUCAUUUGAUGAGAUCCAUGAGCCAGCCUGCUUCAAAUGAGACCCAGAACAUGACGGCAUCUAUGAUCCUGACUGCACCCCCUGCUGGGCAGACUGAUACACUCUCCGUGUCCGGUAGUGACUGCGUGGAGGAGAAACUGGAUGCAGAAGAAUCAGCCGUCAAAGAUCUUGAGGACGUGGAGGUGAAAGACUUGGUGGAUGCUGACUUGGAUAAUCUAAAUUUGGAUCCUGAAGAUGGCAAAGACUUAGAUCUAGAGACGAAUGACCUACACCUUGAUGACUUCCUAACAUCUGGGAAGUUUGACAUCAUUGCCUAUACAGACCCUGACUUGGAUGACAUCAAGAAAGACAUGUUUAAUGAGGAACUGGAUCUCAGUGAUCCUAUGGAUGAUAAUGCAGACACCGCAGACAUCAACAAAAACUCAAGCACAAGUGAAGCAUCGUCCAGUUCAGCAUCGGUUUCUGCAAAGUCUGAGGCCUCUGGUGCUGAAGUCAAGCUGGAAGCCUCUGGGAGUCAGGACUCCUGGGCGUCUGGGAAAGAAAUUAAAACGGAGGUCAGAGACUGUCAGAAACCCCCUGAUGUUGGAGACCAACAAGCCACUGGAAACACCUUCACCUCAAACCAGCAGGGAGUGCUCUCUGACUCCACCCCAGUCCUGUCUCGUUUACUCAUAAAGCAGCAGCCUGAGGAACAGUCAUUAAAUCCAAUCGUAGAAUCUGUCAGUCAAGGAGUUAACCUCAUGCCCCAGCUGAACCAAGCCACUGACACUCAGCAUACCUCUGGACUUACAAUACCCGAUGCCACCACUGCAGGAGAAGCUUCGAUGAGUGGCUUUGGGGAAGACGAUCAGGUGGGGCUAGCCUCUGCAUUGGACCAGAGCGGUCUGACCCUGGCCCAGCAGGUAGCGUUGAGCCAGGCGCUGGGUCAGCACGGCCAGCUACACCGUCCUCUUCUGCUAGAGGAGCAGCCACUGCUAUUGCAGGACCUUCUAGACCAGGAGAGGCAGGAGCAACAGCAACAGAGGCAGAUGCAAGCCAUGAUACGACAGCGCUCCAGCGACUCCUUCUUCCCCAACAUCGAUUUUGAUGCCAUCACGGAUCCCAUCAUGAAAGCUAAAAUGGUUGCUCUGAAAGGCAUCAACAAAGUCAUGGUUCAGAACAACAUGGGGAUGACCCCAAUGGUCAUGAACAGAUUUCCUCCUGGUCCUGCACCACCUUGUCCUGAAAGCACACCACUUCCUCCCCAGGUUGUUGGACAGGAUGGCAAAUUGACACAAGUAGCAAGACCGAAUCCUCCAAACUUUGGACCAGGUUUUGUUAAUAAUGCUCAGAGGGCUCAGUACGAGGAGUGGCUCCAGGAGACUCAGCAACUACUUCAAAUGCAGCAGAAGUUUCUGGAAGAGAAGAUUGGGGCACACAGGAAGUCUAAGAAAGCCCUUUCUGCCAAGCAGAGAACAGCUAAGAAGGCCGGGAGAGAGUUCCCCGAGGAGGACACUGAGCAGCUCAAACAUGUCACGGAGCAGCAGGGUGUAGUGCAGAAACAACUGGAGCAGAUCCGCAAGCAGCAGAAGGAGCACGCUGAACUUAUAGAGGAGUACCGAGUGAAACAACAGCAAAACAAUAUGACACCCAUAAUGCCCGGGAUGCACCCAAUGGCAGGCCCUGCUGAUAUGGUCCCGAGUGGACCACCAAUUGUCCAACCUCCUCUGAACCCCAUAAUGCAGAUGCCACUUCCUCCUGGCCAGCCAAAUCUGCCUCCCUGUAUUCCCAACCCACCACCUGGCUGGCAUCCUGGUUCGCCCAUGCCGGGACCGGGAAUGCCACCCAUAAUGCCCCCCCAGGUACCUGUGGGAAACCCUGGCCAACCUCAUCAGAUGCCAAUGGGUAACAUACCUCAACACUCUCAAAUGCCUGUGGAUGCUCAGGCCCCACCAGCUCCACCAGGUGGUGUAAAACCCAUACAGGGAGGUGGUUUGAAGUUUGAUGACAACAACCCAUUCAGUGAAGGCUUUCAGGAGCGGGAGAGGAGAGAGAGGCUUAGGGAGCAGCAGGAGAGACAGCGGGUGCAGCUAAUGCAGGAAGUUGAACGACAGAGAGCCCUGAAACACCGUAUGGAAAUGGAGCAGCAAGGGAUGAUGGGGCCAGAAGGGAACAUGGCCCCACUCGCUCAGAUGCCAUUUUUUAAUGCAGAGCUGCCACAGGACUUCAUGCAGCCUCAGCGGCCUCCUCUACAGCAACAGCAACAACUUGCACCAAUGUUCCCCCAGCAGCAGAGCAUGCAGCCUGGAAUGGGCUCACCACCCGGGACAUUUCUGCAAGGUGAAAGGAGGGCCAUGAUGGGCAAUGGAAUGAUGUCACGUGACAUGGGGCCUGGUUUUGGGCCUGAUAAUUUUGCCCUACAAGCAUCAAAUUUUUCCCAGGGUCAAUCCAGACCUCGUCAGUUCAGUGGGCCGGGACUGAUGCUUCCGAUGCCGGGUGAGGGUCCACCAUUUGGUGACUCAGCUACACCUCUACCGUCUAACUUUCCGGGCUCAGGUCAGUCUCUAAUCCAACUCUACUCCAACAUCAUUCCAGACGAGAAGGGGAAAAAGAAGAGGAACCGCAAAAAGAAGAAGGAUGAUGACGCAGAUUCAGUCAAGACACCUUCAACUCCACACUCGGACCUUACAGCCCCGCUCACACCGUGUGUCUCAGACACCUCCUCAACUCCAACCAGAAACACCCAUCUAUUUGGUGAGCAGGACUUGUCAAGGUCCCCCUUACUGGGAUCUUCCACCCCCAGUCACUCAGAGCUGGAGAGGCAGCUUUCUGGAGGCCAAACUGGACAUCCUGGUGUCUCAUUAGACACAGCAAGAACCCAGGCUCAGGAACAUGACAGGAUCCUCAACAACAUAAAGCUGGAGCAAACAGAUGCCAGUGAGUGUCAUGGGCCACGGGACGGGCCCUUCAGCUCAGAAAUUAGCUCUGUGAAGGAGGAGGGUAAAAAAGGGAGUGGGUCUCCCUUCGCUGCAGGGCAAAGUCCAAACAAGGGGGAAGCUGGCAAUGAACUACUGAAACACCUUCUGAAGAACAAGUGUACACCCCCAUCCGGAUUGUCCCAGCAGAGGUCGGAGGAGAGCAUGCGAUUGGAGGAGGAGGAGCUGGCAGACUGCAAAGCCCUGCUGAGGCAAAGCUCCAUGGACAGCAAUGGGGCAUACUCAGAUGGCCCCCCAGACUUCCCUGGACCUGUGCUCCUUGAACAGGAGAAGAAGAAAGGGAGGAACAAGAGGGCUCCGAAAGGAGGGGAGAAACCUGCAUCUCGCUACAAGAAGAGGAAGAAGGAAGGGGAUGAGAGGCAACUGAUGCAUUCUGACACUGUAAUGACCCAAAUCAAACAGCAGCUAUCCCUGCUGCCCCUAAUGGAGCCACUGAUUGGGGUCAACUUUGCCCAUUUCGCUCCCUAUGGUAGCGGCCAGCUCAAUGGAGAGAACCUCCUGUCUGGUACCUUUGGCAGCGCCUCACUCGACGGAGUGUCCGACUAUUACUCCCAACUGGCCUACAAGCAGAGUAACCUCAGCAAUCCACCGACACCACCGGCGUCUCUCCCUCCAACCCCACCGCCUGUGAACAGACAGAAAAUGAUCAACGGAUUUGCCACAACGGAAGAGCUGGCCAGCAAAGCUGCUGCCAUGGUGUCCAAAGGCCUGGUCCCAAAGCCGCUACAUGUCCCGUUUAGGACUGAGGAAGACCUUCUAGCCCGGGCCAUUGCACAGGGUCCCAAAACUGUGGAUGUUCCGGCCUCCCUGCCCACCCCUCCUCACAACAACCAGGAGGAGCUCAGCAACAGAGGACAGGAACCGUGCAAGGACAGGGACACACCGGACAGUUUUGUUCCAUCCUCAUCCCCUGAAAGCGUCGUUGGCAUGGAGAUCAGUCGCUACCCAGACAUGUCUCUGGUAAAGGAAGAGCCGCAGUCCCCCUGCCUGUCUCCUGUCCUCCCCAUGCUUCCUGCGCCUGACGGGAAAGGAUCGGAAAUCAAACUGCAGGAUAUCAAAACGGAGCCCUCUGCAAUGUUCUUCGGCUCCCCCUUUGGCUCCAUGUCGAAUGAUUCCAAACAAGGGCUGGUGUCUGUAGCUAUCACACUGAGACCAGCUGCAGCAGAGAACAUCACAGGUGUUGUGGCGGCCAUUUCAGACCUAUUGUGUGUAAAGAUCCCCAGUAGCUACGAGGUCAGCAGCAACCCAGACAGGGGGCACCCAUCAAUGCUCGGAGGUCCAAGGAUGGGCCCCCAUGGCAUGGAGCCCCGGUCUCCCAUGCUCUUCCACGGACAAGUGGACAAUGGAGGGCUCCACGGACGGCCGGGACACAUGAUGAGGCCCGGUGGAGCGCAUGCGUUGAUGCAACAGCAGCAGGCACAUCAUUUCCGUUUCCAUCCCAACAGCCCAGGCGCAGCUCUAGCUCGAGGACCGGACCAGAAGAUCACUGGCAGCCCGGGAUGUAAACCUCAGUGGUGCUGCCACUGUAAAGUGGUGGUUCUGGGAAAUGGAGUCCAGAAAUCCAUCAAAGAUCUCCCCACCCACUUGAAGGAAUCGGGAGGCCGUUUGAAAUCUGAGGACCUGGUCUUCUGUAGUCACAGCUGCUUCCUUCUCUACUGUUCCUCAUCACCCAUGCAAUCCAGAUCCACUACAGAAACUAAGCAGUCAGUAUCCCUUCUCUCUGCCUCCGAGCAAACAGAGAGCCUCUCUAAAAUCCUGCACCAGUACAGUAACAACAUGUCAUCGCUGGAUGUUCAUUGCCUGGCCCAGCUUCAGCCGAAGCUGUCUCCCCCCUCUACUCCUCCCAUCCCCUUCCCCAUGGCCGACGAGACACCCAAGAUGGAGAAGUCCGAUGCCAUCAAGGUCACAGUGAAGCUAAAGGCCCGGCAAAGGUCCCACGACGGCUGGCACCAGGGAAAGAGACAGAAAGGACUCCGGUGGAGGAAGUGGACCGUCCAGGUGCUAGUGCCAAGAGGGAAUUCACAACUCCCAGAUGAGGAUAAGAUCGAUGAGCUCCUGAAGAAACUCGGGGCCUCCCUGCGCCCUCCUGCGUCCCUCCGGGACCAUAGGCGCUGCUGUUUCUGCCACCAGUUUGGAGAUGGGAUCACGGAUGGCCCUGCCAGGCUUCUCAAUCUGGAUCUUGACCUAUGGGUUCACCUGAACUGUGCUCUUUGGUCGACUGAGGUUUACGAGACGCAGGCUGGCGCCCUUAUCAACGUCGAGCUCGCACUGCGCCGCGGCCAAACAGUGCGCUGCGCUUACUGCCAGCGGACCGGAGCCACCAGCGGCUGCCACCGCCUACGUUGCACCAAUGUCUACCAUUUCACCUGCGCUCUGCAAGCUCAAUGCACCUUCUUCAAGGACAAGACCAUGCUGUGUCACGCCCACAGGCCCCGGGGUACCGCCGGACAAACGCUGGAGCACGAGCUGCGUUGCUUUGCCGUCUUCCGGCGCGUCUAUGUCCAGAGAGACGAAGUGCGGCAGAUUGCCACUGCUGUGCGGCGGCCGGAGUUGGGCUAUACCUUUCGCGUCGGCAGCGUGGUGUUGCACGCAAUUGGCCAACUAACCCCUCUGCAAAUGGCAGCCUUCCAUUCCUCAACAGCCAUCUUCCCGAUCGGCUACGAGGCUUGCCGCAUAUACUGGAGCAUGCGCCAUGGCAGCCGGCGCUGCCGCUACGUCUGUUCUGUUGAGGACAGAGAGGAGCUGCCAGAGUUCACCAUCAGAGUGAUCGAGCAGGGCUACCAAGACCUGGUCCUGACGGACACCUCUGCAAAAGGAGUGUGGGAUAAGGUCCUCGGUCCCGUUGCUGAGAAACGAAAUGAGGCAGGCACUCUAAAGCUCUUCCCCGUUUACCUGAAAGGAGAGGACUUGUUUGGACUCACAGUCCCUGCAGUCGCCAAGAUCUCUGAAUCGCUCCCAGGAGUGGAGGCUUGUGUCGGGUACUCAUUCCGUUACGGACGCAACCCUCUCGUGGACUUGCCUCUCAUUUUCAAUCUCGCUGGCUGUGCCCGCGCCGAGCCAAGAACCAGCUCUCCGUACACUUCACUGGUGAUCAGGCCACAUCCACAGGCUGUAUCCAGCAGCAGUGUCAGGUCUAACCAGAAUGUGGCCCAAGGAGAAGGUGGCGCCCCCCACAGCAAGCCUCCAGUAGUGCACCCCAGGUCUUCUCAAUACCGCUGGAUGAAGAAUGAGUGGAGAGCCAAUGUCUAUCUGGCCCGCUCUCGCAUCCAGGGCCUGGGUCUGUUCGCCGCUAGAGACAUUGAAAAACAAACUAUGGUGAUCGAGUACAAUGGAACCGUCCUCCGAAAUGAGGUCGCUGUCAGGAAGGAGAAGAUCUAUAAAUCUCAGAACCGAACAGUGUUCAUGUUCCGCAUCGACAGCGAACAUGUUGUAGACUCCACUCGAACUGGAGGGCUGGCAAGAUAUAUCAACCACUCUUGUGGCCCGAACUGUGUUGCUGAGGUGGUCACAUUUGAACGGGGUUACAAAAUCAUCAUCAGCUGCAAUCGCAGAGUAGAAAAAGGAGAAGAGCUGUGUUUCGACUACCAGUUUGACACUGUGGAGGGUCAGCACAAGAUCGCUUGCCACUGUGGAGCUCCUGAGUGCAGGAAGUGGAUUAACUGAGGAAAAAAACGACAAAAACCUAAAUGCAUUCCUUGCUAUAUAGUGUGCUGUGAUCUCUGCACCGAGAAAGAGGAAGAAGAAAAAAGGCUUCACAUUAAAGUCAUUUUAUGAGUGAGCGGAAGGCCUGAACCCUUUUUGGAGAGGUGAUUGAAUUUAAGUGUUGGCUCGUCAAGAUCGCGGGAAAGAAAUGGGUUGAGUAAAGAGGGGGUGGGUGGGGGGGGACGUAACACAGUAGCAGGACGUGACUCGUGCCAUAUGUGAGGGGCUCUGUUGUAUGAGAUGCCUCUGUCUGUCUGCAUGUGUCUGUGUACAUGGGGUGCAGAAUCCACCAGCGAAUGAGAAAGCACUGUGCAGGGUGCGGCCUUAUUGCUUACUAAGGGCAGGCCCUUUUGUUUCAUACUGUUAAUGUAUACCGUAUGACUAAAUGUAGACAUCACUGAAUGAGGAAUGUACAGCAAUGAAUACCGCGAAGGGAAUAUUAACUUGCACUAAAAAAAGAAAAUAAACAAAAAAAUUAAAAACACACACACACACACACACACACGAAAACUUUUAAAAUACUUGAUUCCAUGAGUCAGUUUUAUCAUAGGUCUGUCAUGUGAUUUGUGUGGAAUUCGAGAGGUUUUGUAUUUAUUACUGAGUGAAUGAAUUUUAUUCUCAAAAUGAUGAGAUUGAGUUAAGAAGGCUAGAUUGCUAUUGUUUUUGAAGAUUGAGGAAGACGUGCUGUUACUUUUUGUAUAAAUGUACAUAAAGAAAACUAUAGGAAUAACCGACCAAAUACUACCUUAACCUUCUUGAUGUUUGGGUGUUUUUAAAUUGUUUUUGUUCUGUUUGUCAUUGAAAUUUAUUUAAGAUGGACGUUAUUUCAGUUUGAGAGUAUAUAUUAUGAUUAUUCUGUACAGAAUUUGUAAUAUAACCACAAUAAUUCACAAAGUAUUUUUGUUGUAUUAAAAGUAAGGUAUUGUAGCGUAGUGUUUUGUGACUUACACAUGCUUUGACCACUCAAAAAAAAAAAGAAAUAUUUUUGUUGACUAACGUAACGAGUUAUCAGUUACAGAAUCAAAAAAGGACAAAAAAAAGACUCUUCAAAUAGUAAGAGAUCAGUGUGAUCUGUUUGCUGUUAAUCAGGUUUGAUUUUAAAGAACUGUGAAUUAGGUUUUGAAACCCAAAAAUGACUUUUUAACUUUUUAACACGAAUAGGAACACCAACAUGUAUUUACCUGUUUUUGUUUUUACAUUGCUUUUAAAAAUACGGUGCAAACGUCUAAUGAUAUUGUGAGUUAGACGAACCGGUGUGUGACGGAACGAAUCGUAAACGGGGAACUGUGGAGCCGCAGGUUGUUUUACCUUUUUUGGACAGAAAUGGCAUUCUCCUUAAUCAGAAAUAUUUCUUAUACUGACACUUCACAAGUCACAUGCUUAGAAACGGAAGAGUUUUCGCGUGCACAAUUUCAAGUCGACUGUAAAAUUUUGGAGACAGUCUUAGAACUUGUAAUGUAUAUGGCAUGUAUUUUUUUAACUUUCCGAAGACUCAAUUGUAUAUAUUUUCUCAAUGAAUGGUUGUAACAAAAUUGUUUCUUGGAUAUUUUUCUUCUCUUGUAUGAUAUUACAUCAUCCUGCCAGUGUGUUUGUGCUACAUUUUCUUGGUUGUGUAGUCAGAUUUUUCUUUUUCUUUCUUUUUUCUUUUUUUUCCUCUUUUUUUUGAAAAUGCCUUUUGAAGUGUACAGAGUAUGAAGUUUGGAGUUUGUGGAAUUGAAUUUAGAAACAUUUACAAAAAUAAACUAUUUUACAUGUUA